CCCCCAGGAGGCUCUGCUUCCCAGCCCCUUUGUUCAGUCUAGCCGGUGGGUUGAGUCAGAGGGAGGCUGUGCUAACCAAACAUAUCCACACCACUGUGGGGACACCGACAAGACUGAGAAGAGGCCGGGGAAAACAGCGAAGGUUACCCGGGGAGUCUGUUAACGGAGAGUCGGACAACGGAAAAGUUGUUUUUGAGUGUUGCUGAUGCUGCGUUUCAUUUCGGGAACAACCGUCAGGACCUGUGUGCUUCUAUUCCGCUACUGAAACAGCCUUAUAUGUCGACUGUCUUCGCUCAAUGGUGGCUGCUUUAGCUAUCUUCCUGUGUAAAAUAUGAACCGGCAGGCUAACUGCUAACCAUCCCCGGUGUGUUGCUGACACCGUGCAGUUGUUGCCAUCAUCCACGCUGACUCUCCCUUUCAGUUUCUGCUCAGCAUCCAUAUUUGCAUCCCAGGGAGUGGCAACCACUAAUCCCCCGCUCCUGGCAAGAAGAUUGAAAGUUGGCCGGUGGUCGGACACCCCCUCGGACGCUCUUAUUUCACACAGAAAGCUAAACAUGGAGAGCGACAGCCACCACUCCCACAUCUAGUGCCUGAUCCACAAGCCUUCAUCACCCAGGGAGGAGCUCUCGCGUCCCGGCCGUCUCCCUGCUUCUGUAGAAUGAACAUGCUCAAGUCCAGUGGACUAAAAAUCCCUGGCCGGGGGCCCAAGCAUUCCAGCCCAGUGGGAAGGACCUCAGCGGGUGGAACCUCCAGCCCUGUAGUCCCUAAAGACAAUGCUCCACUCAAGCCCACCACACCAACUAAAAUCUCUGAAGAGGGCGACGAUGUUCUGGGGGACUACACAGUGGGUGAGCAGGUCUGGGUCAACGGUGUCAAACUAGGAGUUAUUGCCUACCUAGGGGAGACACAGUUCGCCCCAGGACAGUGGGCAGGCGUGAUACUGAAUGACCUAGUUGGCAAAAACGAUGGGUCAGUGGGCGGCGUGCGCUACUUUGAGUGCCAGCCCCUCCAGGGCAUCUUCACGCGACCCUCGAAGCUCACCCGACAGCCGGUCGGAGAGGGAAGUGACAGCCACUCCACUGACUCGCUCUCUGUCCAGAAUGUGAGUCAGCAGGGCGGCGGUAGCGCCCCCUCUGGCCAGCGGGUGGUCGUGCCACUGAGAGAGGGCCUCCUCAACAGCGCAGUGAAAACGGGCAACGAGUCGGGGUCCAACAUGUCUGACAGCGGCUCAGUUAAGAAAGCAGGGGAUAAGGACCUUAGAGUUGGAGAUCGAGUUUUGGUGGGAGGCUCUAAAAUGGGAGUCAUACGCUACAUGGGAGAGACAGACUUCGCCAAGGGUGAAUGGUGUGGUGUCGAGCUGGAUGAGCCCUUGGGGAAGAAUGAUGGUGCCGUGGCUGGUACAAGAUACUUUCAGUGUCUUCCCAAGUUCGGCCUGUUUGCUCCGAUCCACAAGGUGAUCCGCAUCGGCUUCCCCUCCACCAGCCCUGCCAAGGCUAAGAAGAGCAAGCGGAUGGCCAUGGGGGUUUCCUCUCUGGCCCACAGCCCCAGCAGCUCCUCCAUCAGUUCAGUCAGCUCGGUGGCCUCCUCCGUGGGCGGACGACCGAGCCGAACUGGACUGCUGACGGAGACAUCUUCGCGCUACGCCCGCAAGAUUUCAGGCACCACUGCGCUCCAGGAAGCCCUGAAGGAGAAGCAGCAGCACAUCGAGCAGCUGCUGGUUGAGAGGGACUUGGAGCGAGCAGAGAUGGCCAAGGCCACCAGCCACAUCUGUGAGGUGGAGAAGGAGCUGAACGUGCUCAAGGCGCAGCACGUGCAGUAUGUAACAGAGAAUGAGAGCACCCUCCAGCAAGUCAAAGCCAUGUUGGCCGGCGCACAGAAAGAUAAACUGGAGCUGGCCAAUCAGCUCGAAGAGGAGAAAAGGAAAGUGGAGGACCUCCAGUUCAGAGUGGAGGAGGAAUCCAUCACCAAAGGAGACCUGGAGGGAAGAUGCUCUCAUGAUGCAGUAUCCUUGAGGUUGGGUAAGAGAACCAAGCAAACCACGGUUGAAGAACAGAGUCGUAUCAUGCAGCUGGAGGAGGAGCUCAGCCUCAGGAGAGCUGAGAUCGAGAAACUCCAGGCUAAACUCAGAGGAUGUGACACAGGCUCGCAGCAAGCCGACGACAGCGACGCUGCCCCGGGUGCCGGCACCCAGCUGGAGAUGCCGGUCCCGCCCGAGCAGCUUGUGUCUGCGGGCCACGAGCACUACAAGCAGAGCAGCGAGCUUAAAGAGAAGUAUGAGGCGGCAUUAGCAGCGAGCCAGCAGGAGAUCGACUCGCUGAAGGCGCUGGUUGAAAAUAAGAGCCAGGAGGUCAGUGAGAUGAAGCAGAAAGUUCAACAUGCCACCAAGGAAAACAUGGAAAUGAUGGACACCUGGAAGGAUAAAUUUGACACUUUAGUAAUCGACCACCAGCGCUCCCUGGAGGAACUGAAGGCCUCAUUAAGUAGCGAUCAUCCCACUCCAGCAGGCCAAGAGCAGGACGUCCAGGAGCUGAGAACCACUCUGGAGAGCCUAAAGAUGGAGCACCAGCUGGAGGUGGAGAACCUAAAGGCCAAACAUAAGAUCGAAGCCGCCAUCCUGACCAAGGAACGUGAAGACUUCUGCACUCGUCUUCACGAGGCCAAAGAUCAGCUUGCUGAGGGCAACCAGACGUGGAGGACCGAAGUCGAGGCCAAAAGCAGCAAGCAGGCCCUGGAGGAGGCCACCGAUAAGCUACAGAGGGCGGAGCAGAGGCUGGCGGAGAUGGAGAAGCUCCGCAUUGAGCAGGACAAAAGCACAGAGCAGCUGAGAGAGAGACUGGAGCUGUCGGAGAAGAAGAUGACAGACUAUCAGGCUCUGCAGAAGGCCCAGGCAGAGAGCCAAGAGGAGAUCCAGAAACUGGAGGAAAAGCUGAGGGUGACGGCGAACCAGCUCCAGGCCAUCCAGGCGGACCGCUACACAUCCCAUGAUGCAAAUGUGAUAGAAGAUAAUGAAAUUUCAGAUGAGAAGAUGAAGCUAAAACAGAAUAUCGAAGAAACAAUGGAGAAGUUGUUGAAAAGGGAAAAGGAGGUCUCGACUCUCUCUUCGCAGGUUGAAGCCCUGAAAUCCCAGAUGGGAGCACUGGAGGGCAAAGUUCGCUCAGGGGAAAAGAAAGCCGAAGCCCUGGCCAAGGAGAAGUUGCGUGUGGAGGCAGAGCUGGAGUCCAUGACCAAGAAGUCCCAUGAUGCCUCUGGGCAGCUGGUCAAUAUCAGCCAGGAGCUGCUGAAGAAAGAGAGGAGUCUGAAUGAACUGAGGGUGUUACUCCUGGAAUCACAUCGCCACUCAAGGGACAUGGAGAAAGACCUGAACCGAGAAGUGCACAAGGCCGAGUGGAAGCUCAAGGAGCAGAAACUUCAGGAAGACAUCAAGACGCUGCGUGAAAAAUUGCUUCUACUGGGUCGGGAACGAUCUUCACCUGACCACCGGCGGUACUCCAUGCUGGACCCCUCUGUCCUGGACUCAGAGGUGAACCGCCUCCGCCAGCGGCUGCUCAGCACUGAGGACGCCCUGAGGACCGCCAUGGAACACAACCAGCAGGUCGACCAGCUGGUCCAGGCCAUGCGCAGGCAUCCAGAUAAAAGCCCGGUGCAUGGUGCAAAUUCAGCCAAUGGAAUUCAUCAUCAGGAGUCAGACAGCACUAGAGAUGAACAACACUGAUAUGAGCGGAAGAGAUAAGAGUGAACUGGGGCACGCGGAGGUACAUCUUAAAGAAAGCUCGUCCGAUGUUACUCCUGAUCCUGCGACGGACGCCUGAAGAACAUUUCAGUUUACAGUUAAAACCAAAACAGCGAAUCUCUAUCUCGAGUGAAUUUAUGUGUUGUUGCAGAAAGCACCUAUUAGCCAAUCAUGAAGACCGCUUAAAGUACUAUAAAAUAUAAACAGGAAAUGGGACAUGGACAUGAAGAGAUAUUAUCGGUACAACUCCUGAGAACGUACAGAAUGGCAACUUCUGAUGCUUUACAGUAGUUAGAAAUUUUCAAUCUGCGAGUUGCCGGGGACUCUGUGACAAUUCUACAUUUUGAACCAGAAGGCGAAACGGCUUAUGGACGACGAUGUGAAGAACUGGGUCUCAGUCGAUUUGUUUGUUUUAUUUAUUGCUUUUACUCUUCUCCUCAGCUUUGUUAUAAUCCUGUAUGGGUGAGCUGUCUCGGCCAGUGAUACUCAGAGCAACUCUUCAAGGAUGACUGACUAUUAUUUUUAGGGAGUUUGGCUCAGUUGUCACUUUACUUAAUACAUGUAGAGAGAACUGGUUGAAAACUCAUUAUACUUAGCUCUGUCCAGUGUUCACGCUUCGGCUUUAGUGUACAAUAUGAUAAGUAAUUGUGGGUGACUGCAGGUAAUGGAAGUAUUAAAAGUGAUCUUUAAUAAUACCUCAAAUCUCUCUUAUGAUUAGAAAACACAAACACAGGCCUGCAAAGUAGCUCAGAAGGUUUAUUAUUCAUCUCUCUUGGUUGUGAUCAGGUUAAAUCCAUUUUUGUUAUGAUGGAUUCCAACGGUGGCCAGGAUUUGGUUGGAAAUUAUUUUUAAACCAUCUUCAAAACCACCUCCCACCACAUAAUCCACUUCUCCAGUUUCCAUCUGAGUGCUGAGUCUGUUCCAAACACUAUUUAUUUCCACCAGUCCGCAGCAAAAUACUCUGCUUCUGUCUCAAUCCUCUCAUUCACUUUGAUACUGCAAAAGACAGAUUUUAAGCCGUCCAAUUUGUGUGUGUGUGUGUGUGUGUGUGUGUGAGUGAAUGUGUUUUAACUUGUAAACAACAUUUCACACUUUAAAAAUCCAGUGUGUAGGAUUUGGGGAUAUACAUUGUCAGAAAUGGAAUAUAACAAUAAUUAUGUUUUCUUUAGCAUAUAAUCACCUGACGACAAGAAUCUUUGUGUUUUCUUUACCUUAGAAUGAGCUGUUUAUAUCUACACAGGGAGCGGCAUGUUGUUAAUACAAAAGCCUAGAAAAGACAAACGAACACUGGCUCAAGAUAGGACCAUUUGCGUUUUCACGUAGAACACUAUAGUAAGCAGCCCCUCCGCGAUGAGCACAUAACAGCAAGUGCUGAACUAGCAGCCCCCACCACCGACAUGCCAAACAGCAUUUGAGAAAUACCAGUUUUUAACAUGAAACUGCUUUAUUCAGUAUUUUUACCUUUUUUAAUCACCGUGUCCAUUUGUGUUGGAGACAAAGAGACCUCUGCGGAUAAUUCGGCUUCUGGUAAAUACCUCAUGAACAUUUUGUUCUUAAGUUUUCAGAGUAAAAAGGUGAGCACACACUAGUAGGUGCCGAGCUAGCAGCCCAAAAUGCUGACCAUCAUCGUAGAAGCACUGAUUUGUAACAUGAAACUGCGUUAUUGGGUGUUUUUAUCCGUUUUUUUUGUUGAUGUUUUUUUUUGGAGAGGAGGAGACCUCUGUGGAUAAGAAUAAUUAUAAUGAUAGUAAUAAUCUUUACAUAUAAAGCGCUUUUCAAAACAGAGUUACAAAGUGCUUUGCAUGUCAAUGAUUAAAACAGACGAGACAUGAAAACAACAACUUUUAAAAGAACUGAUAUAAACACUUAAGUGUAUAAAAACUGAGGAAAUAAAAGACAUAAUAAAUGGACUUAAAACUCAAGUAAAAUCAGGAAAGGCUUUCCAAUAAAAGUAUGUUUCAAAAGGGACUUCAAAGAGAUCGCUGACUCAGCCAACCUGAUUUCCUCAGGCAGACUGUUCCAGAGCCUCAGGGCCCUGACAACCAGCGCUCUGUACCCUUUAGUUUUCAAUCCAAGCCUGUGGAACAGACAAAAGACCUCUGCCCGAGGACCUCAAAGUACGUCCUGGUGUUUACAGCACUAAGAGGUCGGAGAUAUAGCUGGGAGAGAGACCAUGAAGAGCCUUAAAAGUGAUCAGUAAAAUCUUAAAAUAUAUUCUAAAUCAUACUGGGAGCCGACGUAAAGAGGGUACAACUGGAGUGAUGUGGUCACGUCUCUUUGUUCUGGUUCAAAGCCUCACAGCUGAGUUCUUUACAUUCUGGAGUCGAUUCAUACAUUUUUGAUUUAGGCAAGAAAAGUGGCUGUUGCAGUGAUCUAGGUGUGAAGAGAUGAAGACGUGCCCACCACUUGUUGACACUAGGGUCCUGUUUACACAACAACGAUUUCAACUGAAAGCGGUAAACUUUAGUUGCGUUUUGGCUGAUGCAAAUGUGCAUUAUGGUUCCAGUCACUAGGCAUGUGCGAGAAAGUCGACCAUCACAACAACAAUGGCGGACUCACGAGCUCUGUUUGUACUGCUCACCCUUUUGAAUUUAUCAACGCUUCUCCAGCAAAGUGUGGAUGUACUGUAGCAACUCCACCUCGUCAUCCGUCCAGACAAACAUUUGUGCGGUUGCCGUUUUGUUUGUUUAUACAUCACCGCUCUGUAGAAGGAAGUGCAUGUGUGCAGGCGCGUGUUGUGUGAUUGCAAAGUCACACCGCCAUCUACUGGCCUGGCAUGUAUACUACAGUGUUUUUGGACAUUUUUGCAGAUCCGUGUGCACGAUGAUUGUUAUCAAAACGCUGCCGUCUGAACACAGAACUUCUUUCAAAAAAGAAAAUGAGAAACGAUUCCGUUUUCAGCAGAUCGUUUUCGUGUAAACAUGUCCUAAAUCCCCCUAAAUCUUGCACGUUGUUCCUUUAACUUUUAUGAAAUCAGAUACCAGAAAAACAAAAAAGCGCUGUCUGGAUAACAUCAGGAGCAAGCUACAAUACUCUUAAAGUGUCCUUCAUGAAUGUGCAUUUAUUCUCUGAAAACUGUUUCAGGUUUAGACUUUAUGUAAGCAAUCAAGCUCUGCAUAGUGUAUUAACAUGAGUAAAAAGAUGGAGAUGGAGAAGGUGGAGGCAUCACACAAAACAGAGAAAACGGUUUUCCUUCCUCCAUCCUUUGAGUGCAUUAUCACGCUUAUAUAAUGGCCACAUCAAAGAAAGCAUUACAGGAACAUUGGAAUGUUUUUUUAUCCAACAUAUGUAGAAGAACUGGUUAAAUCCUUCAUUAACAUUAACUAACAUGCUCUAAAGCAUCACCACUGUUGCUAUGGCUACCUGCAGUCGAAUCUAGGCCAAACUAUCAUCAGAACCAAUUAAGAAGAUAGGAUACACUUUGUUGACUUGUUUAACGUGUUUGAGGAACACAACAAUUAACAUAAUUAUUUCAGUGCCAUGGACAAAACAUGAAACGACCUCAUAAGUUCUGCUUAUUAUAAAGUAUUCUUUAUCAUCCACGUGUACACGAGGGGAGAGUUAUCUGUAACAAGGCUGACAGAGAUGAUUUCAACCACCAUUGCUCUCUUCAAGGUUCAGUUAAGGUUGCUAUUGGGCCAAUCUUCCUAAAAAAAAAAAAAAAAAAGUAGUCCUUUUUAGCCAUUGCACAUCAGUGGACUCCCUGCUGGGACUUCAUGAACCUGGGAGACCUCCUGAAUUCAGCUCUGAGUUAUGUUACAGUAUGUUUAUAGGAUGAAUAUAGUGAAUUAUUCUAGACUUUUUUUGUUCUGUUAAACUCUGACCCUGUACCAAUACACCUCUUAUAAGUAAUUAUCAGCUAUUUUAUUUACUGUGGACUAUGUAUCAGACUCCAUCCAUACACUAGUAUUAAUUAACUCUAUAUGCUACGACAUAGCAGCCCCAGGUGACGCCUGAUUGAGCCCAUUUUGAUGCUGUAUCUAGAUGUGGAUUACUUUACUGUCCUUUUGUUAAGUGGGGCUACUGAAGGGCUGUCACGGGAGCUAAAAUCCAAACAAUGUCCCUCCCCAGGUUUGUAACAUCUGGAUUUAAUUUGCAAAAAUGUCAACACGUAUAGAAUUUACACCAUAAGUCUUCCAAAUAUUGUUUUAUCCAUAACUAAACAAGGAGAUCCUGUUUUGUAGUUGGUCAUAGGUUGCUAUUGCUGCACAGGAGACACCACGCAGAGGUGAGUAGGGGUGGAAAUAGGGGUGUCUCCUGAGCAAAGCAUGUAGGGCAGGCACCAGUCAGCUGAGGUAAAAGCUAAAUUUUCCAUUGGAUAUUGUACAUGGCCUUUUCAGCUGGAGGGUUCAUACCCUUUGGAUUAUUGCUGCAAUGGUUUCGGAGAUUGAGUCAUUAAAUAUUAACAAUGUGGGCAAGGG
Molecule: messenger RNA, 8151 nt
Organism: Epinephelus moara (kelp grouper)
Lineage: Eukaryota; Metazoa; Chordata; Actinopteri; Perciformes; Serranidae
Gene: clip2
Product: CAP-GLY domain containing linker protein 2
Exons: 18
Coding region: 659-3712 (1017 amino acids)
Biological process (GO): cytoplasmic microtubule organization
Cellular component (GO): nucleus; cytoplasm; microtubule plus-end
Molecular function (GO): microtubule plus-end binding
Source: RefSeq, a predicted model, not a curated record